AUGGAAGUGGGCAAGAUCAUGUUGCCAGCCUUCUCUUUGUGUUGUGAAGAGCUUGUCAACAAAUGGACACAGUCCCUUGGUCCCGACGGGUCAUGCGAGGUGGAUGCUUCCCUAGAGCUCCAGAGCCUCACCGGAGAUGUCAUCUCACGCACCGCAUUCGGCAGCAGUUAUCUCGAAGGAAGAAGGAUUUUUCAACUGCAGUCUGAGCAGGUCGGACGGUUCAUGGCAGCCAUUCACAAGAUCAUGAUUCCCGGUUACAUGUCCUUCCCUACUAAAAAUAAUCGAAGGAUGCGCCAAAUUAACAACGAGAUAGAGUCCAUUCUACGAGGUCUAAUUGGGAAAAGGAUGCAAGAUAUGCAAGAAGGAGAAAGCACAAAUGAUGACUUACUCGGCUUAUUGCUCGAGUCAAACAAGACUGACGUAAAUGAAAAUGGCCAAUCCGUUCCAGGAAUGUCCACUGAAGAGGUAAUAGAGGAGUGCAAGCUGUUCUACUUUGCAGGAAUGGAGACGACAUCAAUAUUACUCACAUGGACGAUGGUCGUACUUAGCAUGCACCCAGAGUGGCAGGACCGUGCAAGGGAGGAGGUUCUUGGCCUAUUUGGAAAACAUAAGCUUGACUACGAGGCUCUUAAUCGACUCAAAACUGUGACAAUGAUUCUUUAUGAAGUUCUCCGGUUGUACCCACCGGCUAGUGCGUUCACCCGACAGACAUACAAGGAGAUUGAGAUCGGAGGCAUCACGUACCCACCUGGUGUGAUUUUCGAGAUGUCUGUGUUGCACAUCCACCACGACAAGGACAUCUGGGGAGACGACGUGCACCAAUUCAGGCCUGAUAGGUUCGCGGAGGGGAUCUCCAAGGCGUCCAAGGAACCGGGAGCAUUUUUCCCGUUCGGAUGGGGGCCACGGAUCUGUAUCGGUCAGAAUUUUGCAUUGCUUGAGGCCAAGAUGGCGUUGUGCAUGAUUCUUCGGCGCUUUGAGUUUGAGCUCGCGCCGUCAUAUACGCAUGCGCCACAUACUGUAAUGAUGUUGCGUCCCAUGCAUGGUGCUCAAAUUAAGCUGCGGGCGAUCUCUUUGUAGUAGUAUUGCCGUAUACACAUUAUUCACUACAUAUAUUAUAUACACUCUUAUCUUGGCCAUGUAAUAAGGCUUUCAUUGCCUUC
Triticum dicoccoides is the source of this 1160-nucleotide messenger RNA. Its product is annotated as cytochrome P450 72A15-like. Gene Ontology annotation, molecular function: heme binding; iron ion binding; oxidoreductase activity, acting on paired donors, with incorporation or reduction of molecular oxygen. Lineage: Eukaryota; Viridiplantae; Streptophyta; Magnoliopsida; Poales; Poaceae. The transcript has 4 exons. The record is from RefSeq and is a predicted model, not a curated record. Bases 1 to 1077 code for a protein of 358 amino acids.